CGAGCCGCUCUUUCAAGUAUCGCGUGAGCGGCCCCGCUGCCCGACGCCACGUCCUGCCGGUGCCGCUGGGGAGCGGCGGCCAUCGAGCCGGGACGGGGCUGCGGACGGCUGAGGUUGAAAGAAAAAAGGAUUUAAUGAACGCGCGGCCCGUCGAAAUGGGGAGACGCCGAAAGCAGCAGCAGCAGCGAGGUGUCUGAUCGGCCUUCUGCCCCUGCUACCUGCCGCCUUUGGGAUGAGAAGAGGAAGAUGCGUGUUAUGAUCCUUGUGGAAAGACAGUCCGUGUAGAAGCCAUGUGCUGAGCUGGGCCAUCCUGACGAAAUGGGGGUGCUUUUGUUCUUCGUGCCUUUUAGUUUCCUUCUGACUGUCGUGCGAGGGCACAGCUUGUUCACGUGUGAACCGAUCACUAUUUCCAGGUGUUCAAGAAUGCCUUACAAUAUGACUUUUUUCCCGAAUAUCAUGGGACAUUAUGAUCAGGACACUGCUGCACUCCAGAUGGAGCCUUUUCUUACUCUCAUGAAUCUUCACUGUUCACCAGACGUCCAUACAUUUCUGUGCAAAGCCUUUGUUCCUGCCUGCCUGGAGCAAGUUCACGUGAUUCACCCUUGUCGUAACCUCUGUGAGAAGGUGUAUUCUGACUGCAAGCAACUGAUUGACACUUUUGGAAUCACGUGGCCUGAAGAGCUGGAGUGUAGCAGACUAGCUGAUUGUGAUGAGACUGCUCCUGCCACUGCUCCUGUAACCACGGAUGCUCAUGGAACUCAGAAGACCCCAGGGCAAACACGAAGGGAUUAUGGAUUCUGGUGCCCACGACACCUACAUACUUCCAAUGGACAAGGCUACAAAUUUCUGGGCAUCGAUCAGUGUGCACCACCGUGUCCCAAUAUGUACUUCAAGAAUUAUGAAUUGGAUGUUGCAAAAAGCUUCAUUGGAAUAGUUUCAAUCUUUUGUCUUUGUGCUACGCUUUUCACAUUCCUUACUUUUCUGAUUGAUGUCAAAAGGUUUAGGUACCCAGAGAGGCCGAUCAUCUAUUACUCCGUCUGUUACAGCAUAGUGUCUCUAAUGUACUUUAUUGGAUUUCUUCUUGGGAAUAGAACUGCCUGUAACAAGGCAGAUGAUAAGCUAGAAAUUGGGGAAACAGUUGUUCUCGGCUCCCAGAACAAAGCCUGCACCAUCCUCUUCAUGAUCCUCUACUUCUUCGGCAUGGCCAGCUCCAUCUGGUGGGUCAUCCUGUCCCUCACCUGGUUCCUGGCAGCAGGAAGAAAAUGGAGUUGUGAAGCUAUUGCACAAAAGGCCAUGUGGUUCCACGCAGUUGCGUGGGGGAUACCUGGUUUUCUAACCAUUAUGCUUCUUGCAAUGAACAAAGUAGAAGGGGACAACAUCAGUGGAGUCUGUUUUGUAGGUCUCUAUGAUGUGGAUGCCUCUCUGUACUUUGUGCUUUUGCCAUUAUGCCUUUGUGUUUUUUUCGGUCUCUCUCUUCUACUAGCUGGUAUUAUCUCUUUAAAUCACGUGCGGCAAGUCAUACAGCAUGAUGGCAGAAACCAAGAGAAGCUAAAAAAGUUUAUGAUCAGGAUUGGAGUUUUUAGUGGCUUAUACUUAGUGCCACUUGUGGCACUUCUUGGAUGUUAUGUCUAUGAACUGGUGAACCGGAAGAUCUGGGAAACAACUUGGGUGUUUGACCACUGUGACCAGUACCAUAUUCCUUGUCCCUACCAGGCAAAGGCACUCGCAAGACCAGAAAUAUUUCUGUUUCUGAUGAAAUAUUUGCUGACAUUAAUUGUUGGCAUAUCUCCAGUGUUCUGGGUGGGAAGUAAAAAGACCUGUUCGGAAUGGGCCAAUUUCUUCAACAGAAACCGCAAAAGAGAUCCAAUAAGCGAGAGUCGAAGAGUACUGCAAGAAUCAUGUGAAUUUUUCUUGAGGCACAAUUCCAAAGUUAAACAUAAGAAGAAGCACUACAAAUCAAGUUCGCACAGAUUGAAAGUAAUCUCUAAGUCAAUGGGAACAAGCACAGGUGGCACAACAAAUCAUGGAACUUCUGCAGUAGCAAUCACCAGUCACGAUUACCUGAGCCAAGAAACCGUUGCAGAAAUUAAAACAUCUCCAGAGACAUCUGAGAAGGAGAUGGAGGCGGAUGGAGCAUCAGCCCAAAAAGCUGAGGAAGGUGAAAACAGUGGAAAUCAAAUGUUAAGUAUUUCUAAACUGACUGUGGAUCAGGUGGAAAAAAGAACCAAAGCAGACAGCACGUGUGAUAUGAGUAGCUUGUCUGAGAGCCUGAAGAGAAUUGGUGAAGGCAGGGUGACUCCCAGGAACGAUUUGAUUGAAUCUCCUCCAUUACAAAGCAGCAGCUCCCAAAUAGCAGCCGUCUCCCAGUCGGGCUCCGUGUCACUGCUCGUCUACUCAGCUGCAGACAGCAGGAAGGAGCUGGACUCAGGAAACAGUUCAAACCAUUGAAAGACUGACAUUUUUAUAUGAACUCUUUCCACGUAUAACACUGAUGCAGGUUUUGUAACACUGAAAGCAGCAGAUAUUCUGUGCCUUACUAAAAAUCAGUCGUAUCUUCUUUUGCACUUAUAAAAAUGUAAGUUUUGUAUUGGGGACAACUGGCAAUAACGUACUGUAUUUAUACCCAUCCCGGAAUAAUGGAAAUAGGGGUUCUAUGGGACGCGGCUGGAUUGCUUAGCAGUAACUUAAGGAGAUGAAAGAAAUAUUCCUGAUGCAAAGAACACUGUAAAAUAAAUUGCAUUGAAAUAAUGCAGCAAAAGCACUGUUACUUUUCAAGGCGUAAGAUGUCAAUCUGCAGCUUUGAGAUCUUACAAGUUGUUUUUUUUACUACCUAUUAAACAACGUUAUCAUUUUAAGAGGUGCAAAAAGUUACUCUCUAAACUGUGUCAUGAUGUGUCUUUUAUAGCACUGUUUUAUGGUAGUUUUUACACUGAAUCUGAAAUCGAAAUGAUUUACCUUGUACAUAGGAAUGAGUUAUGUCAAUAACUGACUGCACAAGGCCUAUGUGUAGAGCUGCUGUUUUCUAUGUAUUGUACAAAUGCAGUCAGGUUCCCGUGCUUCUGUCAGAUGCUACUGAAGUCAGCAGUUUUGUGACGAUCGGGCGGUGUUACUUAUGAGUAAAGCAGAUGCAAAACUACACCAUACCCUGCAUGUUUUGGCUGGGCUGGGCAGGCAGCUCAGUGUCCCUCUGCAGGGACAGGGCCUGAGGUGCGCUGUGCCAAAUGGGAGUGCUUCAGAUCCUGGACAGCAUGGGGACAGAAUCUGAAGUACACGUUGGUUGGGUGUUGGUGGUGUUUGUCACAGAGCUGCAGUGACUGUAUCCUUCCCUUCUGUCUCUAUGCAAGUCACUUGGUUGUUUUUAAUUCUGUAGGGAAGGUACUUCCCAAGGCUUUAAUGCUGUUCCUACAGAGCCUUAAUUUUCUUCGCACUCCAGCAAUAUCAUUUCUGUAACUCAGAAAGGCCUUAAAACUUCUACAGCUUCUCUUAGGGUAGAGCAGCACAAGAGCAAGUCCUGCUGAUGCUGAUGUGGGUGGGUUCGGUUCUUCAGCUCUUAAGAAUCCUGGCUGCAGUGAACCAGAAGCUCAUUGUGCUUUGUGAGAAUGCUCAGCAUCUUCUGUUUGAUGGCCAGCAGGCAGAUUGCUCUUAGUUGAUGUUCUGUUUUGAUUUGAUGUUGCAAUUUGUGCAGCACUCGAGGUGAUGCUUUGGACCGCACAGCAAAAUUGCAUGGCGCAAAAGUCAUACAAACACUGAACAAUAAACCAAAGUUACUUGUUUCAUUGAUGAUGCAUUACAGAUGGAAUGUAUUUACUUUUAUACUGUCCUGUGCAUUUUAGCAUUUGUAAUUUAUUGCCUUAAAUAGGAUGUGCUAUAUCUUUUGUAAUUUCCCUGCUAACAAUAUCUAAUAUUCUCACUGCUGAGUGCGGUGGGAAGAGCCUGAGCAGUGUGUGGAAAUGCACACCAAGUGCUCUUCUUUCCAUUCUGUUUGUAAAUGGGUAACUUCAUACACAUGUUACUACUGUCUGUGUUAGUAAUAAACUGUUGUAUAGUGAAGGCCUUGAGUUGACGUUUCUGUUAACUAGACUCGACAUGUUUGUUUCUCUGCUUCUGGGGCAUUUCUGCACCUGAGACACUUUGAUGUAUUCUGACUUAGAGCUGUAUGAGGUAAUAAAGCUGAAAAAUAGGUAAUUCAUA
Messenger RNA from Coturnix japonica (Japanese quail), 4191 nucleotides. It is a transcript of the gene FZD6, whose product is annotated as frizzled class receptor 6. The record is from RefSeq and is a predicted model, not a curated record. Gene Ontology annotation, molecular function: Wnt-protein binding; Wnt receptor activity. Gene Ontology annotation, biological process: canonical Wnt signaling pathway; non-canonical Wnt signaling pathway. Gene Ontology annotation, cellular component: plasma membrane. NCBI's taxonomy places the organism in Eukaryota, Metazoa, Chordata, Aves, Galliformes, Phasianidae.